Haemonchus placei is the source of this 465-nucleotide messenger RNA. Lineage: Eukaryota; Metazoa; Nematoda; Chromadorea; Rhabditida; Trichostrongylidae. The record is from the annotation of a GenBank genome assembly.
AUGGUGGACAUGGCGGUGGUGAACAGGUUGGUAGCUUCCCCACCUGCUGUCAAUCUCCUUCUGGUGGAGGUGCUGAGGAGCGGAUCUGGAGCUGGUGCGAAUGGCGAAAACUAUGCAGAGUCUGUAAUAAAAGAGCGCCGCAUUUCCAGUGAUGCGAUCGAACUGGAGGUUCCAGACGCUGUUGUUGGUGCAGUGUUAGGUCCAAAAGCGAAAACACUGCAGGAAAUCCAGUUUUACAGCGGUUGUAAAGUGCAGGUGUUCAAGAGAGAUGCAAAAUCUGACCUACCGGUUGGAACGAGGCUCAUCAGGUUUGAUAAAAGAAGGUAUUUCAAAGCAGAAUUGUAUUCAGUCCUGUUUCUCUUUUUCAGUCUGGCUGGUGAUGAAAAAUGUAUGCGUUUAUGCAAAUUGAUGAUAGAACGCGUCGUCAAUGAAGCACAGGAGCGCAGGGUGGGGACACGUACCUAG